Leptopilina heterotoma is the source of this 4893-nucleotide messenger RNA. RefSeq lists its product as uncharacterized. Gene Ontology annotation, biological process: signal transduction. Gene Ontology annotation, cellular component: cytoplasm; cytoskeleton. The record is from RefSeq and is a predicted model, not a curated record. Gene Ontology annotation, molecular function: protein binding; GTPase activator activity. The transcript has 11 exons. NCBI's taxonomy places the organism in Eukaryota, Metazoa, Arthropoda, Insecta, Hymenoptera, Figitidae. Bases 649 to 4257 code for a protein of 1202 amino acids.
UGCUCUUUUUUGAAAAUUGUCUUUUACUUUUUGUAUUUCUCUAAAGAAAUGAUUGUCAAAAUGAAAAAUGUAUCAAUAAUGAUAAAAAAUCAUGAUAUCGUUAAGUUUCGUGAAAAUGUUAUUAAAAAAAACUUGUGUUAAAUUAUCAUGGCAUAUGAUAAAAAUUCUAUCUACCAAUACACGCACGAUCAGCAUUUUAAAACGCGAAGUCUGACGAAAGCGAAAGCUUCAUUUUCUCCUCGGUUAAUAUUUUCUUGAAUAAAGCACAAUUAUUCAGGUCAUUUAUCAAGAAGUGAUAUAAUAUAUUUACUGAAAUUGACAUAAGCACCUAGGGGAUUGUCGUUUAAUGCAAUUAUUGUAAAUGCAUUGUGAACUAGAUCAUUUGAUCAGUAGUGGUUUGGGUCCGGAGGAAGAUGGCCGCCAGUGAUUCUCUGUCAUGAAAAAGUCAAGAUUUGCAUUUUUGUUUUACAUUCGCACUUGCAGCAAUGGAACAUAGCAAGUUGCGAAAUCAAAGUGGCAUUGUCAAUUAAAUAGUCGAGUUUUAAAUAAAAAAAACACGAGGAUUAAAAGUGGGGCAAAUCUAUAUUGUUUAGUGUGACGCGAGAACGUGGAUUUCCCGAAGGAGUUCUUUUCAUUUGCAAAAAAAGAAUGGCAUCCGAUAAUAAAAUGGAAUGGGUGGAGAUCAUCGAACCAAGAACGAAAGAACACAUGUACGCCAAUCUAACAACUGGGGAAUGUGUUUGGGAUCCUCCACCAGGUGUUCCUGUUAAGAAAACGGAUAAUAAUCAAUGGUGGGAGUUGUUCGAUCAAAAUACUUCGAGAUUUUAUUAUUAUAAUGCAACAUCACAAAAGACAGUCUGGCACCGUCCUAAUGAUUGCGACAUCAUUCCUCUGGCGAAAUUACAGACAUUGAAGCAGAACACAGAACCAGCAGGUGGUGAAGGAACGACCAAUUCUCAGAAGCAAAAUGACUCAAGAAAGAAGGAAUCGGUUUCAACGCAAACUCAAACCCCGAUUGUUGGUCGAACAGGACGUUUUAAUCAUCACGAGAAUCCUAAUUUGGCAGCUAAUAUGCAAAUAAAUAAACCGCUGGGUAUGAAUACGGGAGCUGGUAUUGAUCUCAGAACAUCGCCGCCAUCACCGUCCCCAUCGUCAAGACGGCAUCAUCAUCAUCAUCAUCACAAUAGUAGACAUCAUCAUAGGCAUCAUGAACAACCAACGACUCGACGGCAUCAUAAUCAUUCGCAGGAUUCGGGGAGAUCGAGCGAUAGUUCAGUUUCACAUAGUCGAACAUCCCUCGAAUCGACUGGCUAUAGACUAUUAGAUUCACCCCAUCGACAUCAACAUCAACAACGAACUGUAGCGCAACAACAAAUUAUAUCCUCACAAUCUUCGUCCAGACAACCUAGCGGUAGUUUAGAAAUUAGAUCAUCACACAAGAGUGGAACCCUCGAGGGCGUUAAAAAUCAAAAGAUCCUCGCCACCGUCGAUUCACAGCAGCAGCAGCAACAACAACAACAACCAAUUGGAUUGUCCCUCUCGACAAGUACUCCACUCUUUAAAAAGAAGACAUUCACUGAGCCUCAGCGCGAAUCACGUGCUGGUAAUCUCGAUUUAGACAAGAGUAAAAAUGGUAGAGAAAGUAGUAGAAGUUCAUAUGGACCCGAGCCAAGUACAUCGCCGUAUCGAGAAACUGUUAUGGAAUGUCGUGGAUUUAGACAGGAAAUGGCGCCAUAUCGUCCACCAGAAAUUCAAGCGUGUUACAGUCAUAAACCGCAAACUGAAAAAUAUGGUUCACUUAUUGAAAUGGGUAGCCGUUUUCGUGAUCGUGAACGUGAAUCACUUCAUCGUGAGAGAGUAAAUAGUUUUGAUAAAUCGAAUGCACCUGCGUUCUAUCCGAGUUCAGGGCAUUCGAGAAAUUUAAGUAAACCGGAAACCACCGGCAGUAUUGGCAGGCGACAUCAUGGAUGUUCCGCUUCCCUAUCCGAGGCGAAUGUCCGUGAAAUGUACGGAUCAAUUGCCACCGACAGGAACGAGCCCUCGAAGAGCCUCGCGAGAGGUACAACCGUUAUGGGUAAUGUGUCGAAACAAAGGAGUUUGGAAGUUUCUGAACGUGAGAGAGAUUAUCGAAGAACAACGGCGUGCAAUAAUUCGAUAGAUUCUAGUAUACAGCAGCCAUUGGCUCGUAGUUAUAGUUUUGUGCAACAGCAAAAGCAGCAGCAAAAAUUACAACAGCAGCAGCAACAGCAACAACAACAACAGCAGCAGCAGCAACAGCAGAGUCGACGGCAUGAAAAGGACGAUGAUUCCAUGCACGAGAGAUAUUUGGUGGGACAAAGUCAUGAUCCGACUCGUCAACGACUUUGUAGCAAUACCAGCAGUAGCAAUAGUAGUCAUAGUAGUAGUAACAGUGCCGUCGAAGAUGAGACGGAAGGUCAAACGGACGCUGACAAUGGAAAGAAGAAAAGAAGCAAUGGAAAUCCAAGUCCACCUCCUUCACCCUACUAUGGAAAUCUUCUCGUCGACGCUGAUCAUCUAUUGCCCCUGCAACAUUACAUUCUCCAGCAGGCGAAACUUUCUGGCUGUUACAAAUUUGGAGAUCCUUUAUUGGCAGAAGAGGGCGACGAUUCGUUGGAUGAGGAAGGAGGCAGAGCGAGCGAACUUCGAGGUAGAGGCGAUGACGAUUCAGAUGAUCAGUUCGCUGACGAUGAAGCAGCCAGCAAUCAUUCCAGUCAGGAAUAUCUCGAAGAUCACUAUGCUGAUCUCGCGAAUUAUGACACAGCGGGCCUAGCGACUUAUUACAAUACAGCCGACACAUUAACGAGGCCUCAGGUGACAGCACCACUUGCACCGCCACCGCCACCACCAACAAACGUCACUCAAACCGAAGCACGCGAAACAAUAACACCAAGACCAAUAUCAUUACCAAAUCCAGUGGUGAUAUCGGGAAGAAAUUUCGAUACAACCGAUUACGAUGAGGCGCGACGCGAUGACAAUACAAGUGGGGGCGAUAUUGAAAAAUACGCCCAAGAUAAUUUAAAUUUAAAUUGUGGCCGACCAAAGGGUCUUCGUCUCUUAUUCAGAAAGAAAUUCAGCGUACGCGAUAUUCUCAGUUGGUCAAAGGAUCCAAUACCACAACCGAUGCUGGUCGUCGUUGACGGUGAAAAACUAUUGAAACGUGAGGCGUGUAAUUUAUUUCGACUUGUACAAGUCUAUAUGGGCGAUCGUAAAGCAAAUGUUGGCAUGACAUUGGACGGUGUGGCAAUGGAUAUUGUGAAUACGGCAUUUUCAAAACCACCAUUACGCGACGAACUCUAUGUGCAAAUUUGCCGUCAAACCACGGAAAAUCCAAGGAAGGAGAGUUUAAGACGCGGUUGGGAAUUAAUGGCAAUUUGUCUUGCAUUCGUUCCACCUAGUGCAACAUUUGAACCAUAUCUCGAGGGCUAUAUGAAUAGACAUCGUGAUCCUAAUUUUCAAUUUCCAGAAGUAGCAAAGUGGCCGAUUCACGUGCAAGUGAGUCAUUAUGCGACUGUCGCCUGUCGACGUCUUCAACGAAUAGGAGCUCAUGGAAAACGACAACCACGAAAAGCAACCAUCGAGGAUAUCGAUCAGGCCAGGUUGCAAAUUUUCCGCGCCUCUAUGUUUGGCGCAACUUUGUCGGAAGUGAUGGCCCUGCAGAGAGAUCGUUUUCCACAACGCGAUUUACCCUGGGUUCAGACGACAUUAACGCGUCAGGUUUUAGUUCGUGGUGGAACAGUGACGGAGGGAAUAUUUCGGGUAUCAGCCGAUGCCGAUGAAGUGAGCGCAUUAAAAUCAUGUCUCGAUAGAUUUGAAGACGGUGCAAUAUUGGCAGCUUCACAGGAUGCACACGCGCCCGCUUCACUUUUAAAAUUAUGGGUUCGUGAACUUUAUGAACCACUGAUACCCGAUUCAUUUUAUCCCGAAUGUGUUUCAAUGCGUCAUGAUGAUCCAGAAAUUUCUGCUGCAAACAUCGCUGGCGUUGUUGAGAGACUUCCUGAUCUUAAUCGACGAGUUUUGUGUCAUCUCGUGCAUUUCCUUCAGAUUUUCGCAAGAUCGGAAGUAGUGGCCCGAACGAAGAUGGACGCAAAUAAUUUGGCAAUGGUGAUGGCACCAAAUAUUUUGCGUUGCACGUCACAGGAUCCGCGGGUAAUUUUGGAGAAUGCACGAAAGGAGAUGGCCUUUGUUCGUUCAAUGAUUGAAACGUUAGAAACUGCUUGGGUAGAUGAUUUGCACUGACCAUUGCGCCACCGCUAGAAUGUUCUAGACAACAAUGCCAAAUCAAUCAGCUGAUAAUAAAAAAAAAUAUUAUCAUUACAAUUAUUUUUUAAAUAAUUACUAUUACUUAUAGAUUUCUUUUUUUUAAAAAACAAGUAAUUGACACAUUUGUUUAUAAUUCACUGUCACUUUUUAAAGCCUCUGAUCCUUCUCUUUAUCUAUCUAAAGAAAUUUUUUUUUUUUUUUUUGCAAAUUUAUUGCUACGUGUAUAGACACAAAUUAAUUGUGCUAUUAACUCGAUUUCUUUGACACUUCCUAUUUAUUAUUUAUAAAUAUAUAUUAUAUAUAUAUAUAUAAAGAGAUUCUACGUUAUGAAUCUAGAGAUUAUUAGAUAUAUAUAAAUAUAUAUAUAUUAUCAUAGCUAUAUCGCAAUAACAAUGUAUUGUAUAUUUUAACUUCCCUUGUUACCGCGUGUUAAUCGCGGACGGCUUUUUUACUCGAUCGUUGUUGAAUCUCGUGUAAGAUAAAAUGAAAAAAAACAAUAUGUUACCGUGUAUAGGCUGCACCAAGAAAAGGUCCUUUUUUUGUAUGAGCGAUGAAACAACGUGUACGAAAUUUUAUUGUGAAGUAAAUACUGUGAAAGGUUUAGCAAGCUAA